Colletotrichum higginsianum IMI 349063 is the source of this 1140-nucleotide messenger RNA. RefSeq names its product MOSC domain-containing protein. Gene Ontology annotation, molecular function: catalytic activity; molybdenum ion binding; pyridoxal phosphate binding. The record is from RefSeq and is a predicted model, not a curated record. The coding region runs from base 1 to 1140 and encodes 379 amino acids. The transcript has a single exon. NCBI's taxonomy places the organism in Eukaryota, Fungi, Ascomycota, Sordariomycetes, Glomerellales, Glomerellaceae.
AUGAAGAUCAAGGCCCUCAACGUCUACCCCAUCAAGGCCCUCCGCCCGAUCUCCUUGGAGUCGGCGACGCUCACCCCGCAGGGCAUCCUCCACGAUCGGACCUAUAUGCUCUUCAAGGUGAAUCCGGACUCGUCGCUCCGCAAGAUGCAGCUCUCUACAUUUCCCCAGUGCGCCCUCUUUUCCCAGGAAAUAGUCUCGUCCGCCUCUUCUUCCCCUUCCACCUCCGAGUCCUCCGGGGAUACUAUUCGCGUCCGAUAUAACCCUCCGGACCCGCCACCCCCGGCAGACACCCACCCCCUCCAGGGCAAGACCCUCUCCGUACCACUCGUCCCGGACACUGCCGCCCUCGAUCCCGUUUCCGUUGACCUCCACGGCAGCCCCGCUGAGGCCCUCCGCAUGGGCGACCCCUACGACGCCUUCUUCUCCGCCUGUUUCGGCUUCCCCGUCAUCCUGGUCCACAUCGGCUCCGGCCGCCGCCGCGUCCUCGGCACCCUCGCCCCGGGGUCCCCUUCCGCAGCAUCAUCCACGCCCGAACAACAGAAACACCAGACCCGCUCGCUUCUGUCGUCCGUUGCAUCCUACUUCCCGUCCUUCUCGUCCCUUGCGACUCAGGGAAAGCAAGUGGGGGACGACCCCGCGUGGCUGACCUUCACCGACUGCGCGCCCUACCUCGUAACCUCCGCCUCCUCCCUCUCCCACCCUUCCCUCGAACCCUUCAAAGACGACAGUCUUAUCAUGCCCAAAUUCCGCCCCAACAUUGUCGUGGAAGACCCGGAAGAAGCCCCCUUCGCCGAGGACUUCUGGGCCGAACUCGCCCUCCCCGCCUCCGGCCCCGGCCCCAGCGGCGCUAGGCUCCUUCUCACCGCCAACUGCGGCCGCUGCUCUUCCCUCAACGUAGACUACGACCGGGGUCGCCCCGCCGCCGGGCCCGAGGGCAAGCUUCUCAACGCCCUCAUGAGGGACCGCCGCGUCGACCCGGGACACAAGUACGCGCCCGUGUUCGGCCGUUAUGCGUUCCUCGCCGUCGACGCCGCUAGGGAGGAUCCGCUGGCGUCGGUCAUCCGCGUCCGCGUCGGGGACGACGUCGUUGUCGUCCGUCGCAACCCCGAGCGCACCGUAUUUGAUUGGGGCUUAUCCUAG